AUGGUUCGUGUCACCAUUAAAGGUGGUGUCUGGAGAAACACAGAGGAUGAAAUUCUAAAAGCGGCUGUUAUGAAAUAUGGAAAAAAUCAAUGGUCUCGUAUUGCAUCUUUGUUACAUCGAAAAUCGGCCAAGCAAUGUAAAGCAAGAUGGUUUGAAUGGUUAGAUCCAGGAAUAAAAAAAACCGAAUGGAGUCGGGAUGAAGAUGAAAAGUUAUUGCAUAUGGCCAAAUUGAUGCCAACACAAUGGCGCACAAUCGCACCGAUUGUAGGCCGUACGGCAGCACAAUGUCUGGAACGUUAUGAAUAUUUAUUAGAUCAAGCUCAACGUCGGCGAGAAGGUUUAGAUGAAAACAAUGAUGAUCCAAGAACAUUGCGUCCGGGUGAGAUUGAUCCAAAUCCAGAAACAAAACCAGCGCGUCCAGAUCCAAUUGAUAUGGAUGAGGAUGAAUUAGAAAUGUUGUCGGAAGCACGUGCGCGUUUGGCAAACACACAAGGAAAAAAAGCAAAGCGUAAAGCAAGAGAAAAACAACUCGAAGAAGCAAGGCGUUUGGCUGCAUUACAAAAACGUCGAGAACUUCGUGCAGCUGGUAUUGAAGUACGACGAUAUCACAGUCGAAAACGUGGUGUCAAUUACAAUGUUGAAAUUCCAUUUCAAAAACUUCCGGCAAUUGGUUUUUAUGAUACAUCGAAUGAAGAAUUUGAUCCGGAAAAAGUUGAUUUUCGUCGUUUACGAAAAGAUAAUGUCAAUUCUGUACAAAAAGAAGAAAAUGAACAACGUGAGAUGAAGAAGGAUAAAGACAAAUUAAAACGAAAAAAAGAAGAAGACUUACCGACGAUGAUUAUGAAUGAAAAUAAAUUAGAACCAAUUCGUAAGCGAUCGAAGUUAGUGUUACCCGCACCACAAAUAAGUGAUAUGGAGUUAGAACAAGUAGUUAAAUUAGGACAAGCAACAGAAAUGGCAAAACAGCAAGUGACCGAAACUGGUACACCGGCAACAGAAACAUUACUCGGUGAUUAUAAUUUGACACCAGAUUUGAGUAAAUUACGAACACCACAAUUACCAUCCGCACUUGACAGCGUGAAUAUUCAAGCACAUAAUCUGAAUAUAUUGACAACUCUCGAUACACCCUUGAAAGGUGGUCAAAGUACUCCGUUGAUGGAUGUUAGUAACGAAAAAACAAAAUCAGGUUUAAUAAUGACAACGCCAAAUACGCUAUAUGCGACACCUUUUCGUACUCCUCGCGAUGUGACAAAUAAUACACCAUCAGUUCGAGCGAUUCAAACACCCGGUGAUCUUAUGAAUGGUAUAGGAACUGUAUCAACAAUAGGUGCGACGCCUGGCAUAACACCCGUUCGAGAUAGAUUGAAUAUUAAUGCUGAAGAUGGCUUGUUCGACGAUCAAAUGAAACAGCAAGAAGUGAAACAGCAAUUACGUCGCAAUUUAGCACGUUUACCAACGCCGAGAAAUGACUACGAAAUUGUUUUACCAUCUGACGUUGAUAGUGUCAGUGAAUUUUCACACGAUGAUGAACGAAUGGAUACAUUAAAUGGCGAUGAAGAUCAAGGCGAUAUUGAUAAACGUACACAAGAAGAAAGAAAACAACAACUUCGUGAACAUUUCAAACGUCAAACACAAGCUGUACAGCGUCAACUUCCAAGGCCCAUUGAUAUUAAUCAUACUAUAUUGAGACCAGCGACAAUUGAAGCACCGAUGAACGAUUUACAAAAGGCAGAAGAAUUAAUAAAACAAGAGAUGCUUGUUCUACUACAUUAUGAUGCCUUGAAUAAUCCAGUUAGUGGCACAUCAGUAUCGUUACAAAAUGCAAGAAAAGAUAGUGAAAAGAAUAGUACAUAUUUAGAUGCACACUCAUAUGAACAGUUUAGCGACGAUGAUCUAUUACAGGCACGUACAAUGUUAGAAACAGAGAUGAAUUUAGUUAAAAAGAGUAUGGGACAUGGUGAUAUUGGUUUGGACACAUAUUCGAAAGUAUGGGAUGAAUGUUAUUCACAAGUAUUAUUUUUACCAUCAAAAAGUCGUUUUACACGUGCUAAUACAGCAACGAAAAAAGAUCGUAUUGAAUCGUCGGAAAAAAAAUUAGAGUUGAAUCGUAAUCUAAUGGCACUUGAAGCUAAACGUGCAGCUAAAUUGGAGAAAAAAUUAAAAAUGUUACUGGGUGGUUAUCAAUCACGCGGUCAAGCUCUAAAUAAAGCUUUAAAUGAUAUUUACGAACAAAUUGAUCAAUUACAAGUAGAAUCAAAAACGUUCGAAGUAUUACGACAAAAUGAAACUCAAGCAAUUCCAAAACGUAUUGAAGUAUGUAUUAAAAAUGAUGUUCUACACGACGAUGUUAUAAGACAAGAACAACGUGAAAAAGAAUUACAAGCACAUUAUCAAGAUUUAAUGGAAGAACGUAGUGAUUUAUUACAACAAUUGUAA
Messenger RNA from Didymodactylos carnosus, 2436 nucleotides. NCBI's taxonomy places the organism in Eukaryota, Metazoa, Rotifera, Eurotatoria, Philodinida, Philodinidae. The record is from the annotation of a GenBank genome assembly.